Messenger RNA from Danio aesculapii, 7680 nucleotides. It is a transcript of the gene csrnp3, whose product is annotated as cysteine-serine-rich nuclear protein 3. Gene Ontology annotation, cellular component: nucleus. The record is from RefSeq and is a predicted model, not a curated record. Gene Ontology annotation, biological process: regulation of transcription by RNA polymerase II. Lineage: Eukaryota; Metazoa; Chordata; Actinopteri; Cypriniformes; Danionidae. Gene Ontology annotation, molecular function: sequence-specific DNA binding; DNA-binding transcription factor activity, RNA polymerase II-specific. The transcript is spliced from 4 exons. The coding region runs from base 1 to 1881 and encodes 626 amino acids.
AUGAGUGGGAUUCUGAAGAGGAAGUUUGAGGAGGUGGAGGGAGCGUCUCCGUGCUCGUCUCUGCGGGAGUCUGAGGAGGAGGAGAUCUCCAGCACUGAGAGCGGAGACAGCAGCGACAGCGUCAACCCGUCGGCUUCACACUUCACACACUCCACAGCAGUGGCAGCAUCAGUGCAGACACACACGCUGCAGCGCACAGCUUCCUCCAUCCUGAAGCGGGAGAAGCGCAUGAGGACGCGGCGGGUGCACUUCGAGAAGGUGACGGUGUAUUACUUCAGCCGGCGGCAGGGCUUCACCAGCGUGCCCAGUCAGGGUGGCAGCACUCUGGGCAUGUCCAGCAGACACAGCUGCAUCCGCCAGUACACACUGGGAGAGUUCGCCAUGGAGCAGGAGAGGAUCCACAGAGACAUGCUGAGAGACCACCUGAAGGAGGAGAAGCUUAACUCCAUACGCCUGCGGUUGACGAAGAACGGCUCCAUGGAGUCUGAGGAGGCGAACGCUCUGACGCUGGACGACAUCUCUGACGAUGACCUGGACAUUGAUAACACAGAGGUGGACGAGUAUUUCUUCCUCCAGCCACUGACCACUAAGAAGCGUCGCGCUCUGCUGCGCUCGUCCGGAGUCAAGAAGAUCGAUGUGGAGGAGAAACACGAGCUGCGGGCCAUCAGGGUGUCCAGAGAAGACUGCGGCUGUGAUUGUAGACUCUUCUGUGACCCCGAAACCUGCACAUGCAGCCUCGCCGGCAUCAAGUGUCAGGUGGACCGAAUGUCUUUCCCUUGCGGCUGCACGAAAGAGGGCUGCAGCAACGCAGCCGGCAGGAUUGAGUUCAAUCCCAUCCGAGUGCGGACUCACUUCCUGCACACCAUCAUGAAGCUGGAGCUGGAGAAGAGCCGCGAACAGCAGAACUCCGGCGCUGUGGCUGGAAACGGAUUUCACAGCGAUCCAAUUGGACACUGCAGUCCGCUGGCGACAGGACAACACGCACUGGAGUACGCAAUCCCGGAUACAGUCCCACAGACCACCAUCAUGCACCUGCAGUCUGGAGACGACAUGGACGAGGUCUUGGAGGAAGAAGAAGAAGAAGAGGAGGAGGAUGAGGAUGAAGAAGAGGAAGAAGAUGAAGAGGAUGAUGAAGAUGACGAAGACGAUGAUGAUGAAGAUGAAGAUGAAAACAAAGACGACAGCAGCAGUUUGUGCAGCUUGUCCGAUUCCAGCACGCAGAGUUUGGCCAAUAGCGAUUCUGAAGAGGAAGAUGGGGAUGAGGAUGAAGAUAAGGUGGAGGAGUUUGAAACAGGAUUGGCCAAUAGCGAAGUGGCUCCGCCCCCUUCUGUGAUGCGUUACUCUGAGAAUACGAUCACGGCAGACAACCAAACAAACGGCAACUCCUACUUCAUCAACUCCACCGCAGAGUACUACUCCAUGGAGAAUGUUACUCCACCCGUACUUUUGGCCUCCAACCAAUCCAGUGAGACCUACAUAGGCGACACUGUGUCUUAUCAAGACAGGGUUAACGACUCAAAUAGGGUCAUGUCUCAGGGUCCCUUCAAUGUGACCGCUGACCAAUACGCGGACUAUACCCAGCAGCCUGACCAGCCAUAUGCUAAUCACCACUUGGCCGUGAUUGGCUGUUGCACUCCAGAGCCAGAGAAAAGCGUCCAAUCCAAAGGGAGCUUCCUCAGCCAAUCGGGAGAUAUGAACCAGAUGGAGUUUCAGAACUAUCUGAACAACAAUACACAGGAUACGGGCUACAAUGCCAAUGGGAACUGUUUUGUAGCUGAGCAGCCAAAGGAGAUGCCUCACAAUCUGCCUGACGUUUCGCUAGCGGACACCGCGAAAGCAACUACUUUACUGGAUGCUUUUCCCGAGCCCACUCCGGUUUAGAUUCAACAAGCGACAGGCAAGAGAGUAUAAAAGCAGCUUUCGAUUCUGCACAUCAAUGUUUAACGUUUUGAGCGGGGGGUGGGAGGGGGUGGUCCAAAAAGAUGUAUUUUUACUGAACUUUGCAAAGAACAAAAAACUGCAAACUCAAAGCGUAUGAUAAGCUUCAGGUUGGAGGCAUACUUUAGGCAAGUACGUCAUUGCAAAUGCUUCUAAUUUCGCUAAACAAAGGAUCUCAUAAUGACAUUUUUGUGUUAAUGCAAUCUAAAUAAAUGCUAAUUUGUGAAAACGGGAAUGAUGCGCACAUGCAUUAUGUAUUUCGUCUUUAGGCAUAGUGUUUCUUUUUUAAGUCACAACGCCAUCUACUGGCCUUACAUGCAGAAUGCAGCCUUUUCAGCCUGAUCUCACGAAGAAACGUAACUAUUUUAUGUUUCGUCAGUUUAGAGGCAAAUUCAUGAGAAUUUGUAUGAGUUCAGUCUUAUGAAAAUGUACGCUUUUAAAAGGGAGCCAUGGCACCCAACCCCACCCAUAAACCCAACCAUCAUUGGGGGAUGAGCAAAUCGUACUAAAUUGUACGAAUGAGAUCGCACGAUUUUAUACGAAUUAGCCACUGAAUCAAAAAGUUACUAAUUGUCGUGAGAUUGUGUUGGCCUUUUUAGUUAUUUUUGCAGAUUCAUGUGUACUUUAAUCAUCUGUUUAUGAAAGCGUUCAAAAAUGCAAAUAAAAAACGCCCAUUUUUAAUACACUGUCGCCAUGUAAACAUGAGCUUGAGUUUAGUCAUUUGCAUAAAACAUGGGGAUAUUCCAAAUAAGGCCUUAACCCACAACUUUUUACACUGUUAAUUUCACCUUUAAAAAAACAAACAAAAACAGCGCACGCUCCGUAAACAUACCAUCCUCCGAACCAGUUUAAUUUUUUAGUACAGCCAGAUUAAAAAUAGUUUUUCCCCUUAAAUUUAGCUUAAAUUAUUACAUUUAUUGUCGAAUGAUGAUUUGCUUUUAAAAACUUACGAGUUUGAAUGCUUAGUGACGCUGACCCAUAGUUUUGAUGGCAAAACUAAAAAAUAUCGCCCCCUUCAGGCAUGUUAUCACCAUAGCAGAUAUUUAAAAGGAUAGUCUUUUUUAAGUCGCCAUCUACUGGCCUGGCAUGCAGAAUGCAGCCUUUUUAGCCUGAUCUCACAAGAAAACGCAACUAUUUUAUGUUCUGUCAGUUUAGUUGCUAAUUUAGUACGAAUUCAUACAAGUUCAGUCAUACAAAAAUGUACAAUUUUUAAAAGGAGGCGUGGCACCCAACCCCGCCUCUAAACCAAACCGUCAUUAGGGGAUGAGCAAAUCAUACUAAAUUGUACAAAUGAAAGUACGAAUUCGUAUGAAUUAGCCAUUAAAUCAAAAAGUUACGAAUUGCCGUGAGAUUGUGUUGGCCUUUUCAGUUAUUUUCGCAAAUUCGUGUGUACUUUAAUCAUCUGUUUAUGAAAGCUUUCAAAAAUGCAAAUGAAAAACACCCAUUUUGCGCUUGAGUUUAGUCAUUUGCAUAAAACAUGUGGAAUUUCCAAAUAAGGUCUUAACCCUCAAAAUUUUUUUAACAGUUUUUUUUUUUCACCUUUAAAACAAACAAACAAAAACAGCGCAUGCUUUCUAAACAUACCGUUCUCCAAACCAGUUACAUUUUUUAGUACACCCAGAUUACAAAUAGUUUUUUCCCUUAAAUGUAGCUUAAAUUUUAUGCAAUUUAUUGGCAAAUGAUGGUUUGCUUAUAAAAACUUUCCUUUCACGAGUUUGAAUGCUUAGUGACGCUGACCCAUAGUUUUGAAUACAAAACUAAAAAAUAUUUCCCCCUUGAGGCUUGUUAUCACCAUAGCAGAUAUUUAAAGGGCCAGUUCACUCAGACAUAAAAACUGUGAUUUGCUCAGCUCAGUGUCAUUCAAAAAGAAUCUCCAAAUACCAUUUUUGUGUUAAUGUAAUCUACAAAAUUGCAAAUUUGCGCACAUGCAUUAUGUGUUUGGUCUAAAGGCAUGAGUGAGUACUUGACAACCAAAAUUAACAGUGGUGGACUACAGAAAAUCUUUUGCACAGCCAUACGGUGUUUCUUUUUAAAGUCGCCAUCUACUGGCCUGGCAUGCAGAAUGCAGCCUUUUUAGCCUGAUCUCACAAGGAAACGCAACUAUUUUACGUUUUGUCAGUUUAGUUGCUAAUUUGUACGAAUUCAUACAAGUUCAGUCGUACGAAAAUGUACAAUUUUUAAAAGGAGGCGUGGCACCCAACCCCGCCCCUAAACUCAACCGUCAUUGGGGGAUGAGCAAAUCAUACUAAAUUGAACGCCCAUUUUUAGUAAACUGUCGUCAUGUAAACAUGAGCUUGAGUUUAGUCAUUUGCAUAAAACAUGGGGAAUUUCCAAAUAAGGCUUUAACCCUCAACAUUUUACAAUGUUUAUUUCACCUUUAAAAAACAAACAAAAACAACACACGCUAUUCUAAACAUGCCGUCCUCCAAACUAGCUCAAAAACAUUUUUAGCACACCCAGGUUACAAACAGUUGUUAUAUUCUUACAUUUAACUUAAAUUGUAUUAUGUUAAAAAAUACAAUUGUAUUAAAUUGUAUUUAUUGAUGGAUGAUUGUUUUGUUUAAAAAUGUUCACAAGUGCAAAUGCUUAGUGACGCUGACCCAUAGUUUUAAAGGCAACAUAUCAAAAAAGGGAAUUAGUUACCGCCAUAGCAGAUAUUUAAAGAAACAGUUCACUCAGACAUCAAAACUGGGGUUUGCCCAGCACAAUGUCAUUCAAAGCCUAUGACGUUCUUUUUAAUGCGGGAUAUAAAAGAAGAUAUUUUUAAACUAAUAAACACUCAAAAGAUGUUUCUUGAAAACCUCGGGAAGCAUUUGCAUUUACCUACUGGAAUAAAGUAUAUUCCUGGCCUUAGGCUCGUGCAAUGUUUCUUGUAAUUUCAAAAGUUCUAGUUUUGAGCAGAAAUGUGGAUAGAACUUUUCUAUGUAUCUGUGUCAGUGGUGCAAAAAAAGAAAACAGAAAAAAGAUCAUUGCUGUUAGUGUUCUGAAGUAAGUGUAUAUCUAAAUGUUUGAUAAAAGCAUGUUUUCUUUUGUUUUUUUAAGCUCUCAUCGUUGGUUUAUGGUUUUGUAAGAGUUUGAUGUACUGUAAAAAGAGAAAAUAAUACUAUUGCGUUUUCGUACACAUUCUUCAUGCUUUUAAAGAGUUGCUGAAAGCAUGAAAACGGCUCUUAAAAUGUGUGCUGUUCAUUUGCCUUUGCUUACAAAACCAAAACCAUGAUAUUUAAGUUGUGAACACGAUACAUUUCCUCAAUAUAAUUGCACUUUUUUCCAUUGGCUGAAUUGUAACCAAUCGUUACCUGAGCACUGAAGGGGGGGCUGGGGGGCUACCUGGUACCGUGCCAUGACUAUGGCUGUGUUCGGAAUGGAAUACUUGCAUACUACUUUGUGAAUACUGGAUAGUAUGCACUCUAGGUACUACCUAAAUACCUCUUUAAUAUUUGGCAGUGGAAACAGUCGCUCAAAUUACUCAAAUGCACUGCACUUUUGGAUACAGUAUAGAAACACAUACACUCCCUGACAUAAGUCAUGUCGUGGUAAGAGCAACAAAUAAUAACUUGACUUCUGGUUGAUCAUUUGGAAAAGUGGCAGAAGGUCGAUUUUUCUGCUGAAUCAUCUGUUGAACUGCAUCUCAAUCAUCACAGAUAUUGCAGAAGACCUAUUGGAACCUGCAUGGACUCAAGAUUCUCACAGAAAUCAGUCAAGUUUGGUGAAGGAAAAAUCAUAGUUUGGGGUUACAUUCAGUAUUGGGGCGUGCAAGAGAUCUGCAGAGUGGAUGGUAACAUCAACAGCCUGAGGUAUCAAGACAUUUGUGCUGCCCAUUACAUUACAAACCACAGGAGAGGGCAAAUUCUUCAGCAGGAGAGCGCUCCUCAUACUUCAGCCUCCACAUCUAGGUUCCUGAAAGCAAAGAAGGUCAAGGUGCUCCAGGAUUGGCCAGCCCAGUCACCAGACAUGAACAUUAUUGAGAAUGUCUGGGGCAAGAUGAAAGAGGAGGCGUUGAAGAUGAAUCCAAAGAAUCUUGAUGACCUCUGGGAGUCCUGCAAGAACGCUUUCUUUGCCAUUCCAGAUGACUUUAUUAAUCAGUGAUUUGAGUCAUUGCAGAGAUGUAUGGAUGCAGUCCUCCAAGCUCAUGAUGGAGUCAGACACAAUAUUCAUUCUGUUUCCACUGCAGCAUGACUUUAUAUUCUAUACUAGAUAUUAUUUCUGUGACAGUGACAAGACUUUUGUCUAAGCAAAGUCAGACCUUACUGACCUAAUGAAAUAAUUAAAAAUCAAGGCAUGAUCAUAUUUUAUUUUGGUAAAAUAAGUGUAAUCUAGAGGCCUUUGCCUUUCAUAUAAGCCACUUCUGAUAUCAAAUGAUCAACUAGAAGUCAAGUUAUUAUUUACUGUUUCUAAAACUUGGAUAGGCGACAAGACUUUUGUCUGGUAGUGUAGUGCAUACUAGUAUGUUAGCAUGCUAUUCCGAACACAGCCUUAGAUUAUUUUUUAUAACCUAUCUCCAAGUUUGUAGGGCAUACGUGAAGGUUUUUAUUUUCCAUGACACUAACAAUGAAUUAAUCUAUUUGUGUUUGCUUGAAAAAGACCGAUAGGAGAUGGAAAGUUUUAACUUUUUUCCAGAAAGAUUUAACUUUUUAAGCCAGAUGAAAAUGCUCUUUGUCUUAUGAAACUCUUUGGGAUUAUACAGGGAUUUCUGAUGAAAUGCACUUUGACUGCGAGUUUAAAAAGUCUAACAUACGAAAGAACUAAUAUAAGCUGUGCGAUACUUUAAGUGUAUCACACAACUGAAAGUAUUGAAUGGAUGGGAACAGAAGUUUUCUCAAUUUAUAGCGAAAGGGAUAUUUUAUGGCAUGACGUGAGAAUAUUCUCUCAAUAUCUAUUUUGAGGGGGGGAAAUAACAGAAUAAUUAACAUCAUGAUUAUUUAAUUUAGAAAAUGAUGAGCUAUGACUGAACAAAUCAUUCUGAAGAGUAAUUUGUUAAGUGCAAUAGUUUAUGUGAAACGCUGAAAUAAUUUCGCAUCAGAUUUCCUACCAUUAUAAAGGGGGCGUUCACGCAGAAAUUAAAUUUAGCUCUAUUUGCUCACUCUCAUCGAUGUUGUUUGUGAUAAAAAUCUCUUUCAAAAGCACAGAUGGGGUGUGUAAAUAAAACCAGAGUAAUAACUUUGUGUGAAAUGCUACCUUAAAGCACUGACGAGUUUAUAGAAGCCGUUUUUAGCGCACAAACAUUAUGAUGCAUCUGUCAGUUUGUUUCUCCUCUUGAUGGAUCGAGAGUCAUUGUCCAAUCGAGAAUGUCCCUCAAUAAACUCAAGUCAGGACAAUCAAAUGCCUUUUACGUCAUCAACAUUGUAGCGUGAAUGAAAGAAGCGGAUCCUUAAAGGUGAAGGGUGUCAUUUAGCACUUCAUUGAUCUUAAAACUCUCUUUGAGCUGAACUGACAUGAGUUAUCAUCAAAAUAAGUGUCAUGCAACAAAAAAAUCUGAAUUAUGCAAAGUCGCGGUUAUGAGAAAACAGUGAUAUUUAUCAAACAAGGGAUUAAAUUGAAAUGAAAAAUAAGGAUUGUGACAUCAAAAGUUGAAAGUGACACAAUGUGAAAAUUCUGGUCAUUUCUUGACAGCAGGAACAUACAUUGAGAACAAUAUUUAAGUAGCAUUGUUAAGAUCUGGCUAGUUUACAUUUUCUAUUUAUAUAAAACGUUUAUUAACUUGCAAUGUCCCUAUCUUACAAGUAAAUCAUUUUAAACCUAAAA